Messenger RNA from Aricia agestis (brown argus), 1233 nucleotides. RefSeq names its product serine hydrolase-like protein 2. The transcript is spliced from 7 exons. Bases 253 to 1176 code for a protein of 307 amino acids. The record is from RefSeq and is a predicted model, not a curated record. NCBI's taxonomy places the organism in Eukaryota, Metazoa, Arthropoda, Insecta, Lepidoptera, Lycaenidae.
AACAUCUCAUAGAUUUAUCAAUUUUAAUUUCUGUGCAAGAAUUACCACUAAGAAAUUUAAUUAAAUAAGUAAAUUGAAGUUUUGAGCACAGUAGUUAAAGUUUAAUAAUCAUCGUAAUGUACAUUUUUAUUAGCUGCGUUUAUUAAAUUUAUGAAACAAUUAUCGACAUUUUAUCACCCUUUUUAUAACCCCAGUACUUUUACUGGCUUUUCUGCAAUAUUUUUGUUGUGACUAAUCAUAUCUAAAUCAAUAAUGGUCCUGUAUGAAAAGGAAUGGUUUAUUGAAGCACCCUGGGGAAGAAUUUGUGUUAUAGCAUGGGGAAACUGCUUAGACCCACCUGUACUGGUCUGCCAUGGACACCUGGACUCAGCUGCAAGCUUCCGGCCACUUAUAAAACUACUUCCUAAACAGUUUUAUUACAUUGGUAUGGAGUACCCUGGGUCUGGGCGCUCUGACCAUAUGCCACCAGGUCUGAUGAUGAGCAGCCAUGAUCUCAUGUACAGCAUGCAUGUGGUCAUCAAACACUUUAGAUGGGACACAUUUGUUCUACUUGGACAUUCCAUGGGCAGUUUUCUUGGCAAGAUGUAUGUGCACGCUUAUCCUGAGAAAGUCAGUCGUUUUGUGCAGCUGGAUCCAAUUGCGAGGGAUCAGCAUGUAUCCCCGGAUAAAUUUGCAGACUGGUACAAGAAGAAAUUUAUUGAGUACUUCGACAAUUAUGAAUUGUACAACGCACCCCUGGAAACUGCACCUAAACAUAAAAAAGAAACCGUAAUAGAGAAGCUAAUGAGUUCUCGCGCUUUAAGUCGUGAGGCGGCUGAGGCGACGUUAGAGAGAUGGUCGCAACCAGUUGGCAACGGAUACAUAAGGCUUACCUACGAUCAAAGGAACAAAAACAUCACUUAUCCACCAUUCUCCAAGGAAUUCAUAACGAGUAGAGACCUCAACAGUAAAGUUCCUACACUGGUGAUAGCUUCAGCGGAAACCAAACAGCUCGGUGGAUGCAGAGGCUAUGAGUACUUGUUUGAUGAAGCAUCCUUCCCGAACAAAAACUAUAGAGUCAGGGUUGUGGAAGGAAACCACGAUGUGCAUAUCAAUAAUCCUGAAUUGGUUGCCAAAUAUGUAUCACCGUUUUUACUCGAUGGUCUAAAUGGGGUGGACUCUAGGUCAAAACUAUAAGGGUACUGUUAAAAUGAUGUUUUGUAUAUAAUAAUAAAAAAUAUAUGUCUUGUUAAA